This is a messenger RNA of Aspergillus puulaauensis, 930 nucleotides long. RefSeq names its product putative bZIP transcription factor (Fcr3) (gene rsmA). Gene Ontology annotation, cellular component: RNA polymerase II transcription regulator complex. Gene Ontology annotation, molecular function: transcription cis-regulatory region binding; DNA-binding transcription activator activity, RNA polymerase II-specific. The transcript has 3 exons. Bases 1 to 930 code for a protein of 309 amino acids. Lineage: Eukaryota; Fungi; Ascomycota; Eurotiomycetes; Eurotiales; Aspergillaceae. The record is from RefSeq and is a predicted model, not a curated record.
AUGGACCAAUACCCCUACUACGGCGGCCACCCCUCACAGCAGCCCUCGUUUUCGCUCUACGGGCUCCCCACGCCAAACCAGACUGCCCAAAACGAUGAUAUCCCCGGCUCGUUUGAUCCUCUGAACUAUCAGCCUCCGUUCGAUCCGUCUUUCAAUGCCACCACAGAGCAACCAUUCGGUCGCCCUCCGCAAUCCCCGCCAGACUCCUACACGAAACAGUCCGUUUCAAGCGGCGAACAUCUCGGUCCCAGUCAUUACCCAGGAUCGUUCGAAGGUCGAGAUGAAUUCCUCGCCGACCCGGGUUUGAUGCGCAGUAGCAGUGAGGAGAAAGACAAGGAGGGGCUGGCCGGCGCGCCAGCGCAGAGUAAGCGCAAGGCGCAGAAUCGAGCUGCUCAACGAGCCUUCCGCGAACGCAAAGAGCGACACGUCCGCGACCUCGAAGAAAAGGUCAACAACCUGCAGCAAGAAUCAAACACCCUGAGCGCCGACAACGACCGCCUAAAGCGCGAACUGACCCGGUACAGCACUGAGAACGAGAUCCUACGUGCGACGACAAAUGGGCCCGGCGCUGGCGGCGAAGGUGGUGACGGCCAACGACGGCCAGCAUCAUCCGGCCCAGCGCAGACAGGACCAAUGACCUACUCACCGACUGACUUCUAUUCCGAUCUUGUACCGGUGGGACAAUCGGCGCGGUUGCACCGGGUGACGUAUUGCAAGGUUUCCGGGGAGCGGCUGUACGAUGCCGGGGCGACGUGGGAUAUGAUACAUGAGCAUGAGUCGUUUAAGAAGGGGCUUGUUGACAUUGCGGGGGUGACGAGGAGGUUGAAAAAUGCUGCGCAGUGUGAUGGGCAGGGUCCUGCAUUUCGGGAGUGCCAUAUACAAAAAGCGAUCGAGGAGAGUGCGUUGGAGGACAGUGAUGGCUUAUUAUGA